Megalobrama amblycephala (Wuchang bream) is the source of this 2914-nucleotide messenger RNA. It is a transcript of the gene cpn1, whose product is annotated as carboxypeptidase N, polypeptide 1. Gene Ontology annotation, molecular function: metallocarboxypeptidase activity; zinc ion binding. Gene Ontology annotation, biological process: proteolysis. Bases 971 to 2491 code for a protein of 506 amino acids. The transcript has 9 exons. Lineage: Eukaryota; Metazoa; Chordata; Actinopteri; Cypriniformes; Xenocyprididae. The record is from RefSeq and is a predicted model, not a curated record.
AAUAAUAAUGUACACAGAUAAAUAAUUUUUUAUGCACUAGUCCAUAAAAAAUAAAAACCAUCAGUUUUUAUUUCAUGAUGCCUUUAACUUCCCCUUCCUCUUGCAUAGACAUAUCUUCUCUGAUGACUGUCACUCACAUGAGAUCAAUAGCAAACCACAACAAUCCAACGAAUCCAAUCAAUUCCCGAUGGACAAAAUCAAGCCCCGACCUACAUUUUUUCUUGUUCUAAAAGUAGUUUCACUUGGAUAUACAUUACAAUAGGGAAGAAAAGAUUAUCUCAAAUACAAUUUCAUGCAAACUUUAAGCCAAAUGGCUAGUCUGGCAACAGCAAGGGUAGUCUGCAAUGACACAAACACAUGGGCAAUUGAGUAAACAGCCUGCUUGUUCGGUCAACGCAAAAGGUGUUACAUUUUAACCCGUGGUGUUAUUGAGAAUGAAUAUAAAUUCAGUUACAAAGCAACAACUGCCGUACUAACGUUCAGGUUAUAAUGAGUGUGACGGACAGCAACUCCUGGGGAUUAUAGUAGAGGUGUUGGGAGGAGGGCCUCAGGGGGCCAGUUCCACAACGCUCAUUUGAAACCUUUGGUCCCCCAUGAUCUGUUUUCCCAGAAUGCCCUGUAGUAGCACUAACCUCUCAGCCUCCGAGUGUGUUUACUCUGAGUUAAUGAAUGAGCUAGUGUUGGGGCGAAAGUGGGUGAGUAAAUGCUAAUCACAUCCCUUUCCCCCAAAAUAAAGCCUCCAUUUCGCCCCUUUCCUUUUUGCUUUUAUUCCCCUUUAGUUAAAUCAUCAGUAAUCACACUUUUAAAACCUAGUCAGAGACUAACCGCAGGUCAGGAAUGAAACGUUAAACUAGCACAACACAAGAGGGGGGAGGUUUAGUGUGUGAGGAGCGUAAAGCCAAAGUUGAGGUGUCAAAUUUGAUGUCAACUCUCACUUCUCCAACAAUGCCAAUUGAGUAAACACACACAAAUGGUAUGGGUGAGGGAAUCAAGAGAGAGAGAGGAGGGGCCGUCCUUACUUGCUCUUCUAAGCGGGAGUGAGAGGAGGUCCAGAGGGAGGAGGCAAACGGGGAGAGCAGGAUUGAGAAAGAGAGUGAGGAAAAGAAGUGGCGCUCUGUUUGCGGAGCAGUCUGGGACCAUGCUGUCAGGCAGCUCUCUGAUCUGGAUUGGGGCGCUGCUUCUGGGGCUCGAGGCUUUGCUGACUGGGGCGUCUGACUUCCAGCACCAUGGUUAUGAGGAGAUGGUGAGGGCUCUUUUUGCUGUCCAAAGCGAAUGCCCCUACAUCACUCGCAUCUACAGCAUCGGUCGCAGCGUGGAAGGACGGCACCUAUAUGUCCUGGAGUUCAGUGAUAAUCCUGGCAUCCAUGAAGAAUUGGAGCCAGAGUUCAAGUACGUUGGGAACAUGCACGGGAACGAGGUGCUCGGCAGGGAGCUGCUCAUCUACUUAGCCCAGUUCCUGUGCGAGGAAUACAGGGCAGGAAACGAGCGAAUCACGCGCCUCAUCCACGACACACGGAUCCACAUCCUUCCUUCGAUGAACCCGGAUGGAUAUGAGGUGGCUGCCAGGCAGGGUCCGGAAUUCAACGGCUACUUAGUGGGACGUGGAAACGCAAAGGAGGUAGACCUGAAUCGCAACUUCCCAGACCUGAACGCUCUGAUGUACUACUACGAGAAACACAACGGCCAAAACCACCACCUGCCACUGCCAGAUAACUGGGAAUUACAGGUUGAGCCGGAGACUUUAGCAGUGAUAAAAUGGAUGCAGAAUUAUAACUUCAUUCUGUCGGCGAACCUCCACGGUGGAGCUGUAGUCGCCAAUUACCCCUUCGAUAAGUCUCGCGAGCCCCGGAUAAGAGGCAAAACAACAUACUCGGCCACCCCUGACGAUAAAAUGUUCCGAAAGUUGGCAAAGACGUACUCUUAUGCCCACAGCUGGAUGCAUAAGGGCUGGAAUUGCGGCGAUUACUUUGAUGAAGGAAUCACAAAUGGAGCCAGCUGGUACUCUCUUUCUAAGGGGAUGCAGGACUUCAACUACCUCCACACAAACUGCUUUGAGAUCACUCUGGAGCUCAGCUGUGAUAAGUUUCCUCCAGCGACGGCUCUCGCCAGUGAGUGGCUGGCCAACAGAGAGGCUCUGGUGUCCUACAUGGAGCAGGUUCACCAUGGGAUAAAAGGCAUGGUUUAUGAUGAGAACAACAACCCAAUUAGCAAUGCUGUGAUCUCGGUGGCAGGCGUAAACCACGAUAUCACCAGCGGGACGAAUGGAGACUACUUCCGUCUGCUCUUGCCGGGCACCUACACAGUGACGGCUUCUGCACUAGGUUACCAACCGUUUACCAGCAUGGUGACAGUGGGACCUGCUGAAGCUGUACAGUUGCAUUUCUAUUUGAAAGUUCAACCAAAAGGGACAAACUUAAACAUAAAAGGUUAUCCCAACAAGAAGGGCCCAUCGACGGCUAAGAUUCCUCCCACCAACCUUGGCCCAAGAUAAAGAGCAAGGACUCUUCUCUUAACACAGACAAAACAAGUCUUUACUUUUUAAACUGAAGAACAAUAAAGGGAAACAUGGACUCUCACUGUGACAAAUCUCACCUUCCUAUGUCAUACAGGUUCUUUGUUGUUUGUAUAGAUGCAUAAAAGUGUGGGAAAUCCAUAUUUUGCUCUCACAUUCUUGUGGAGCUUAAAUAUAUAUGUAUGUUAUAUAAAGGCUUUGAUUAAAAGAACAGGAAGAAGUAGGUAUUGUAAACAAAUAUUUCUCUUUUUAUGAGAAAUUAGUCAUAGAUUAAUGAAGACAUUUAGAUGGAAUGUUACUGGAAAUUAUGUCUGAAUAUGAUAAAUCAUAAGUCAAUCGGUAUAAGAUUAAUUAUCACCUAUGUGGAAAAUAAUAAUAAAAUAAACAUUUUAUCAUUUAAAA